Messenger RNA from Pangasianodon hypophthalmus (striped catfish), 3819 nucleotides. Its product is annotated as P2Y purinoceptor 3. The transcript is spliced from 3 exons. Gene Ontology annotation, biological process: cellular response to pyrimidine ribonucleotide; phospholipase C-activating G protein-coupled receptor signaling pathway. Gene Ontology annotation, molecular function: G protein-coupled UDP receptor activity; G protein-coupled UTP receptor activity; G protein-coupled ADP receptor activity. Lineage: Eukaryota; Metazoa; Chordata; Actinopteri; Siluriformes; Pangasiidae. Gene Ontology annotation, cellular component: plasma membrane. The record is from RefSeq and is a predicted model, not a curated record. The coding region runs from base 690 to 1712 and encodes 340 amino acids.
GUCUUGUUCACGGCACAUCUGUGUGUGUGUGUGUGUAUGUGUGUGUGUGUGUGUGUGUGAGAGAGAGAGAGAGAGAGAGAGAGAGAGAGUGCGUCUUGUUCACGGCUCGUCUGUGUGUGUGUAUGUGUGUGUGUGUGUGUGAGAGAGAGAGAGAGAGAGAGAGAGAGUGCGUCUUGUUCACGGCUCGUCUGUGUGUGUGUGUGUAUGUGUGUGUGUGUGUGUGUGUGAGAGAGAGAGAGAGAAAGAGAGAGAGAGAGAAAGAGAGAGAGAGCGCGCGUCUUGUUCACGGCACAUCUGUGUGUGAGAGCGCGCGCGCGCGUCUUGUUCACGGCGUGUGUGUGUGUGUGUGUGUAUGUGUGUGUGUGAGAGAGAGAGAGAGCGCGCGCGCGCCUGAGCGGAGGCGAUUAAAACGGAGUGUGUGUGAGCAAGCCGAGCAUUAGGAUCUGGAUCCGAUCGGGAAGCAAGCGGAUGGUGAACUUUCUCCAGACUCACCUGAUGGACCACUGAAGGAAUAGUGUCGGCUGGCACGUGCCGACCUCCGGAAGCUGUUUUACGCAAUUUUAGAAGUCACUGCACUUAAUGAUGAGAUUCUCUUCCUGAAACUAGAGAUGCUAUGCUGGGUGCCUUAGCUUCAAAGCUGUGUUCAAGAAGGCAGGGCAUUUUCAGAAUGUAAAUCAAUCAUUGCCCGGAUGGCGAACGCUUCCUCCUCAUCCUCUGUUCUCCCUUACUGCACCUACAAUGAGGAUUUUAAGCGCAUCCUCCUCCCUGUGGUGUACAGUGUGGUCUUCGUCAUCGGCUUGCCGCUCAAUUUUGCUGUCAUCCUGCAGCUGUGGGGAACCAGGCGUUCCCUGACUCGGACAAACAUCUACACGCUGAACCUGGCGGUGGCCGACUUCCUGUAUGUGUGCUCUCUCCCUCUGCUCAUCUACAACUAUGGUAGUCGAGACUAUUGGCCCUUUGGAGAGUUGAUGUGCCGAUGGGUUCGUUUCCAGUUCUACAGCAACCUGCACGGCAGCAUCCUUUUUCUCACCUGCAUCAGCAUUCAUCGCUACCUGGGCAUCUGCCAUCCGCUGUCCCUAUGGCUCAGAAAAACAGGACGUAAGCUGGCAUGGGCUGUGUGUGCCAGUGUGUGGGUUAUUGUAGCACUUCUAUGUGCGCCUACGUUUGAAUUUGCAGCAACAGGCAUCCAGAGAAACCGUACCGUGUGCUACGAGCUGAGUGUACCUGAGCGCUCGCAGCAGUACUACCCAUACGGCAUGGCCCUCACCUGCCUGGGCUUCCUGUUGCCCUUUAUGGUCAUUGUGGUGUUGUACUGCAGGAUGGCACGGGUUCUGUGCCAACCGGACGACGCCAGUGGUGAAGCAGCCAAAGAGAAAAAGUGCAAAGCUGUGAGGAUGAUCGCCAUUGUGGUGCUGGUUUUUGCCGUCAGCUUCCUGCCAUUCCACGUGACCAAAACUAUGUACCUGCUAGUGAGGACCUUGCCUAAUGCUCCAUGCCAGCUCCGGAACUUUUUAUCGGUGGUAUAUAAGAGUACGAGGCCCUUUGCUAGCAUGAACAGUGUGCUCGAUCCCAUCCUAUUCUACUUCACACAGGCCAAAUUCAGACGCGGCACACGCAGCCUGAUGCUCAGGAUCACUACAUUUAGAGACAACAGCAAACAAGGAGAAAGAACACCACAAAGCCUACUAAGCAAAAAAUCAGGAAGGGUAUAAAAUAUGAAAGCAUCUUCCCACCAAGGUUCACUACCUACUGAGGAAGAGUUCCAGAACUCUCUUGAGUGAGAACUUCAUCGUUCCUGACCAUCAUUAAAUAUAUGAUGCAAACAGUAUAAUGACAUUUCACCACCCAGCAAAAUGACAGUAAAAGAGUGAACAUGAAUUGUGAAUAAAGUACAGAAAUGAACAACACAUUUAAAAUGGAAAAAAAACCUACAUUUUCUUUCCUAAAACACUAAAAUCCACAUAAUGACUCUGCAGGUGUCUGCAAUGUUUGCUAUGUCCCUUUAGCUUGCUGCCACAAGGUUAUUAGUAAUGAAUAAUUAUUACUACAAUUAAUCACAUCUUCACAUUUUCCAUGAAUUCGCUUGAGCCUGAAUCAGUCUAUCAAAGGUUGACUUAACUGUAGCCAUUUUUUAAACCAACAAAUAUACAGGAUACAUAUAUGGAAUAUGUCUUCCAGUGCAGGAUUCAAGACUUUACUGAGAGUUUUUCCCCAUAAACAUAAAACAUAAAAUCAGCAUAACAUAUCAAUCUCAAUUACUCAUAAUCCAUGGACUACUAAGUCCACAGUCUACAAAUACUCAGUCUACAAAUUCUUUAUGAUCACUAAAGUCAUGAGGACAGAAUAUAAGGGCUUAAAAGACAAAAUCUAUUCUCAAAAUCUUUGUAUAGUACACAAAGUUUCCAGUGAACCUGGACUUUUCGGACAAACGUCCUUCAUCGGCUGUGUAAGGAUAGUGCCUCUGAGGCUGUAGAGAAAUCUGUCAUAUAUUUAUAAAAUGUGAAAAUAUUAUCUGUCUUUUCAUAUCAUGUAUUUUCAAAUCUAGUUUUAAUCAUUAUUUCUGACAAAUAUCUGUCUGGUCUGAAAACCGGGCUUAUCACCAUUGCAUGAAGCACUAGCACUAAAAAGCAUAAGAGAAAUGCUUUGUGUUUAUGUGUAUACACAAUAUGUCUAUAAAUGGAAUGUAUUAUCAUAAGAAGUGAUAGCACAGUGGACAGGGGUCACUGUCAAGUCAUGGAAAAUAGCCCACACUUUACAAUAAGCCUUUUGCACUACCCAAAAACAGUUUAUACCCAGGUCUUCAGCUUUCUUAAGUGGAUAAUCUCACCUGGAUUCUGUAGAUUUUACCUUCUGCUGUAAGCAUAAAGAAGGUCCUGUGCUCAUCUCAGGACUCUUAUUCACAACACAUCCUUUCAACACAAUACUGUUUGUCUUUACUCUUCUACACCUGUAUACUGUAAUAAUUUAUAAUCCACUGUGAGUGUAAAUGUAAAUAUAGUACAUGUGAAGGGAACCAUCUAAGACUUAACGACUUCAGCCACUAGGUGGUGGGAUUUACCAAGAAGAGCUGGCAGCAGUGCGCCUGCUCUUUCUGUAAACUGCACUUAGGUGCUCUGCCUCGUAUCCAUUUAAAGGGAAGGUAUUUAUGUUCUGAACCGAAUUUCACACACCCUAGUGCUUCCUUAAGUAAGUAUUUCUAUAAUGAGAAAAUCUGACUGAAUCUAGAAUGCAAGUAGGUGGGCUACACACUGUAUAAAUCCGUGAAUAAAUAUAUGAAGACUUAAUGAAUUGCACUCUUGUUUUGAGCAUGUGGUGAUGCAUCUCACACUUAUGACUUAAGACUACACUAGCAAACCUAUAAAUGGAAAUGUGUGUAGCUGUUGAAAAGACAUUUGUAGUGUAAAUGCUGUGCCAUUUGAAUGUUUUUGAUUUUUGGCCUGUGAGAAUAUGACUAAUUUGUGAAUCUGUUGGGUGUCUUGCAGCUUUGUGAAGUUGUAAAACCUGUGCGUUCAUGUCAACGCUUAAAUGUGAAUUUCAGAAAUAUAGAACUUUAAAAAUAGGCAUCACGGUGUUAUUACCUGACUGGAUAUUGAUAUCAUUUUGUACUUUUGCUUGUAUCAUGCCACAAAGUUUGCUGUUGCCUGCUUUGCUCAUGUCCUUAGACAUAGGUUAUCUAAACUUUGCACUAAUAUACAGUAUUAAUAUUCAAUAAAACCACUAGACAUUGUGUGUAUGUCUUUCCAUGGUCUUUGUCUUCGGGUUUAUUGUUAUAUGUAUGUACAAUGAGUGAUCAAAUACAAUAAAAUUGUAUAAACCCAG